Messenger RNA from Sitodiplosis mosellana (orange wheat blossom midge), 762 nucleotides. RefSeq lists its product as uncharacterized. The transcript is spliced from 2 exons. The record is from RefSeq and is a predicted model, not a curated record. Bases 193 to 588 code for a protein of 131 amino acids. NCBI's taxonomy places the organism in Eukaryota, Metazoa, Arthropoda, Insecta, Diptera, Cecidomyiidae.
CGCAUUUGAAAAAACCGAAAAAGAACAUAUUUUUUUCUCUUGACGUUUUAAUCAUCCUAUUUUUGCAAUGGUGGUGGAUGUGAUUAACUUAUUUGUAUAUACGUCGUCAAUGACGAUUCACACAACAGUUUCAAUUCAGCUACUUACCGAAGAACAUAAAGAAUUCUAGGGACCGAGAGCAAAUUAGUAAAAAUGAGAAAAUUCAUUUUGUUGAUUUUGUUUCAAGUAAUUUUGUUGGUUGCUGCAUAUCCAGCUGAAAAUGAUGAUGAUACACCGAUUAAGAAGAUAGUAAUUCGUCCCACAAGUCGUAGCGAUUUUAUUCAAGCGAAACAGCAUCAUCGUGGCCGAAAAAUUGAAAAUGAACCCACUAUAAUAAAAGUGUUGAAAAAGCCAGCCAUUAAAUCGAUAGCAUUGAAUCAUCCGAAGAAAUAUGACUCAAAAGUUCACAUCCUAUCUAACGGUGAUGACAAUUCGAUUCACUAUGCCAAAGCAAAAGUUAAUGGCAGUUUUCGCAACAGCCCAAUUCGAGCGAUCAAUGCACGGAAGUCACGUAAAUUACGACCAACAAACAAAAGCAUAAGUAAAUGAUUGGUUACGAUUAGCGAUGAAAAAUGGUGUUCAAAUAUUUAGAGAAUUGUCAAGUUAUAUGCAAACGAAAAUAUUCAUUUCGCAUGAAUGUGUGAAACUAUCCGUUCAAUAAUGUUAAGCAUAUUUUCCAAAUGAGUUAAGGUCUUUUUUCGGAAUAAAAGAUGUAAAAUUUUA